This is a messenger RNA of Tribolium castaneum (red flour beetle), 753 nucleotides long. RefSeq names its product maggie (gene mge). Gene Ontology annotation, cellular component: mitochondrial outer membrane. The transcript is spliced from 3 exons. Gene Ontology annotation, biological process: intracellular protein transport. The coding region runs from base 168 to 599 and encodes 143 amino acids. The record is from RefSeq and is a predicted model, not a curated record. NCBI's taxonomy places the organism in Eukaryota, Metazoa, Arthropoda, Insecta, Coleoptera, Tenebrionidae.
CAUAAUUCGCAUUUUCCCCCCAUUUCGCAAAAAUCGACCCACGCAUGCGUGAGUUGUGCACAUAGCUCCUGUCACUUAACCCUGAGAAAAUCGUCAAAAUAUCAAACAAAACGGCUCAAAUCCCAGUCCGAAUCGUUAAUUAAGCCCCCGUACUAACCGUUUGUCUUAUGGCACCAGUUGAAGAUAACGACAGUGGCAUGGAAUCACAGGAAGGGUCACAAGCACAAGAUGCUCCCAGCAAGGAGUUUUCGCCGGAAAAGAAGCUCGAGCUGGAAAUGGACUACGACGACGAGCCAGACGAGACGUUAACUGAGCGACUUUGGGGCCUCACCGAAAUGUUUCCCGAAUCAGUCCGUAACGCCACACACGCGGCGGCUGUUAAUACACAACAAGGUGUAAAAAAUUUGUACGGGUUCUCACGGAGCGCUUUAUGGAUAGUUUUUAGUACCUCAAUCAUCCUAUUUGCCCCUGUAAUAUUCGAGGUCGAACGGGCACAAAUGGAGGAAAUGCAGCGUAACCAACAGAAACAAAUGCUUUUAGGGCCGAAUACGGCCGUUUCAGGGGGCGGCAUGCCGUUGAUGCCUCCGAUGCAGCGAUAAUGGGGAAAGUCGGGGUGUUUUAGGUUUUUUAAAGUUCUGUAUGCAGUCUGGUUGUAAAAUUCCUGUUUAAUAUAACUACGAUCAAUUGCAUAUUGUUGCAUUUUUAAUGCUUGGAAUAGUUAGUUGCGUUAGAAUAAAACAUUAUUGGCUAAAA